AUGAGCGGCUCAUCAACCCCCCGGGGCUGCGGGAACCCAUCCGUGGGAUCCUUUAGUAAGUUUGAUCCCAAGCUAGCCCCUGGUCAUGACCGUGCCCGUCAACGGACCCAUGAAUCUACCUGGGUCAAGCUUGUCGAGGCUGUGCCAAAGGACGAGGAGGACUGGCGCUUAGCAAGGCAGAGUCAUGCCUUCAGCAACCCGGAGGAGAUGGUGAAGACAUUAGAAGAUCUCCUUGAUGGUAGAAAGAAGUCUCAGCUUUACAAGAUCGUCUACCUAGCAAGUCGUUACGCCAUCCUUAAUGGCGAUCCCUCCCGGACGGAAGCGAUAUACUCUGACCUCCGAGAGUGCCUGGACAAUCCCAACCUUGAGGACAAUAUGUUGGACAUUUACAUGGCCUCGGUAGUGAAGUUUAUCAAAGCCCUCGAUGACUUAUUCUUGAAGGGUCUCUUGCACCGCGCUUUUGAACUUGUCCUUUACAUACCGAUCAACAUUUCACACUUGCGUCUUUACGGACCCCACAAAGAACGAUUUAGUACUUGCUUCUCAAUCCAGAAGCCUCCCGCCGAAAUCCAAGGAUCUCUACUACUUUCUAUUCCCUUCCUAGUCCACUAUUUGGUCCCCGAGCUCAGCCUCACCAGCAUCCAGAAUGCUUUUGGCACCACGAUACAUAGUCCUGCAGAAUAUCGCGUCUUCGAGGGCGCAUUGCAAGGCCUAUACAUGCUUCCUCGACUUCCGCCGCGUCCCAUUGAAGUCUUGAACAUACCCCAGAGUCUGCUAUCGGGCAUAUCAGAACUGGUGACAAAACUUCGUGGGUAUAACCCCAGGCCAUCAUAUGUUCCAUCGAACACUGAUAUGUAUUGCUACCAAUGGCCAGACGAAAAGGGUUGUCUAACAGAUGAAUUGUGGAAUGUCUUGACCAGCCAAAGCCCUCUCAAAGAAGGAGAACAUCGCCUCAGUAAGCUAUAUGCAAUACAUCACGACAAAGGACGUCUCCCCACUCCGGAACGCCAUGUACAUGUUCUUGUACCUGUAAUUGACGCACCUGUUGCUGUAUCCCGGGUUUCGCCGGAUCCAGGUGUGCACGAUAGAAAAUGGAGACAUCAGUGGGAAGCUGAGCAAUGCAUCGUCAUGCAGCCGGGCACAGUUUUACUGCCGGAACAACCUGUCGAUUACUUAGCCUUGUUAUUCCUGAUAACAAGCACCGAUCUUGUUCACAGAGCAGUAGUCAGGCCAUAA
Messenger RNA from Fusarium proliferatum ET1, 1236 nucleotides. RefSeq lists its product as uncharacterized. The transcript is spliced from 4 exons. Lineage: Eukaryota; Fungi; Ascomycota; Sordariomycetes; Hypocreales; Nectriaceae. Bases 1 to 1236 code for a protein of 411 amino acids. The record is from RefSeq and is a predicted model, not a curated record.